AGCGCCUUGGGUUGUUUUAAUAACGCCUUUCUACGUCCUACGUCACCACGUUGACCCCGAAGCGGAAGUGAACACGUGCGGAGGAAGAAGGAAUCACCACGCAUGUUGAGAGGACACGGCUCGUACUCAGGACCAGAAGCUAACCCCCCCCCAGCCCCUCCUACGUCAUCAUGGCCGUCAGAGCGUCGUUUGAGAAAAACAACGAGAUCGGCUGCUUCGCCAAACUGACCAACACCUACUGCCUCGUGGCCGUGGGCGGCUCGGAGAACUUCUACAGUGUGUUCGAGGGGGAGCUGUCAGAAACCAUCCCCGUGGUCCACGCUUCCAUCGCUGGCUGUCGCAUCAUCGGGAGGAUGUGUGUGGGUAACCGCCACGGCCUCAUGGUGCCCAACAACACCACCGACCAGGAGCUGCAGCACAUCAAGAACUGCCUGCCGGACGCCGUGAGGAUCCAGCGGGUGGAGGAGAGGCUCUCCGCCCUCGGCAACGUGGUCGCCUGCAACGACUACGUGGCGCUGGUCCACCCCGACCUCGACCGGGAGACGGAGGAGAUCCUGGCGGACACCAUGAAGGUGGAGGUGUUCCGUCAGACGGUGGCCGAGCAGGUCCUGGUCGGCUCUUACUGCACAUUCAGCAACCAGGGCGGCCUUGUCCACCCGAAGACGUCCAUAGAGGACCAGGACGAGCUGUCAUCUCUGCUGCAGGUCCCCCUGGUGGCCGGCACGGUGAACCGGGGCAGCGAGGUCAUCGCGGGGGGGAUGGUGGUCAACGACUGGUGCGCCUUCUGCGGCCUGGACACCACCAGCACGGAGCUGUCCGUCAUCGAGAGCGUGUUCAGGCUCGGCGACUCAGCGCAGCCCUCCGCCAUCGCCACCAGCAUGAGGGACUCUCUGAUCGACAGCAUGGCGUGAACCAAUCGAAGGACGCGUUCCCCUCCAGGCUCCGCCCCCAUCACGCCCGCGGCCAUCUGUGUCCUUUUUUUAUUUGUAGCGUUUGGUUUAAUCACUUAAACCUGACGGGUAGAAGUACGUUUCUUCAGUUAGUGUUAAAAGGAACUUUAUUUCUGCUCCUCCGUCAGUCGUCUGGAUGCUUUUCGCGCUGAACAGGAGCUUGAAGCAUCACCGGCUGUUUGAAGAAUAACUCCAGACUGAGGAAGAGACGUCACUAACUCCACCUGUGGGUGGAGCAGCGUGUCUGUGAACAUACGGCUGCAUGGACUCUGUUUAUAAAAUAAAUCACCCAGUUUUUAUGUUUGUGAACUUUGGUGUUGAGCGAGAAUAAAGUCAGCUUUUGUCACAGGAA
Molecule: messenger RNA, 1302 nt
Organism: Gasterosteus aculeatus aculeatus (three-spined stickleback)
Lineage: Eukaryota; Metazoa; Chordata; Actinopteri; Perciformes; Gasterosteidae
Gene: eif6
Product: eukaryotic translation initiation factor 6
Biological process (GO): cytosolic ribosome assembly
Molecular function (GO): ribosome binding
Source: RefSeq, a predicted model, not a curated record